Molecule: messenger RNA, 2726 nt
Organism: Trachemys scripta elegans
Lineage: Eukaryota; Metazoa; Chordata; Testudines; Emydidae
Gene: ARHGAP36
Product: Rho GTPase activating protein 36
Biological process (GO): signal transduction
Source: RefSeq, a predicted model, not a curated record
UCUCUGUUGCCAGAUGCUGUUCUUCCCUGCCUCACUUCUCAUCCUGCUAAAGUUGGGGGGAAUUUUACCAAAGCUUCUAUAUUGGGUCAGAGAGUCAGAAUGCAGCCUGUGCCCUUGCAUAGCCUCUCAGAGCUGGAGAGAGCCUGUCUGCAAGAAAUCGCCUUUUACCAGCUGCAAAAAAAGAACAUGAUCAGUGGUAUCAGACUUUCUAAAGCUGGACCCAAACGCAACAAAUUCAUCAGAAGGAAACUGGAAAACUCCUCCAAGGAGAAGAAAGGGGGGAGUGUCUGUGGACUCCAUCACCGAUUUGGGUGACAACACCUCCAGGCUGCUGGAAGCUCUGCAGCUGUCACAUCCCAAUGAGCUGGAUCUCAGGAGAACCUUGGAGAGGAACAAGAUGUUGAGCCUCAAUCCCAUCUACAGGCAGGUCCCGCGUGUUGUGGACAGAUGUUGCCAGCACAUUGAGGCAUACGGACUCCAGACUGUGGGCAUUUUCCGUGUCGGAAGCUCUAAGAAAAGAGUUCAGCAGCUGCGGGAAGAAUUCGACCAGGGAUUUGAUGUUUUCUUGGAUGAUAGUUAUUGUGUCCACGAUGUGGCAGCUCUGCUCAAAGAGUUUUUCCGGGACAUGCCUGAUUCCCUGAUUCCCAAGGAACUCUACUCAGCCUUUGUCAGUACAGCCUUCAUGGAACGCAUGGCCCAGCUCUCCAUGCUGCAGCUGCUGGUGUACCUCCUACCUCCCUGUAACAGUGACACCCUGUACCAGCUAUUGCAGUUCCUGAACAAGGUGGCACAGCAUGCCCAGGAUUCCACAGGUCCAGAGAGACAAAAGAUUCCUGGAAAUAAAAUGACAGCCUCAAAUUUGGCUACAAUUUUUGGCCCCAACCUGCUGCAAAGAGAGAAGCUUCUGGAGAGAGACCCCAGUGCCCAUGCCGUGGAAAUUGAAAACAGCGCUUCUAUCAUCCUCGUGCUCCAGAGUUUAAUUGAGAACUAUGAAGCUUUGUUCAUGGUGUCUUCAGAGGUGCAGCAUGACAUCCUAAGGAGGCUGUUUCAGACAGAGCCUGAUGUCAUUGACUAUCUCUUACGCAGGAAGUUCAACACCACUCUAAGCACAGACAGUGAUACAUCUACAGAGAAGCAUCCUCGCUCCCUACUGGCCAGCCAAAACUGCAUGCUGGCAAGUGGUCAGGUUUCCUCGCAUCUGUACAGCCACGUCUCAUUCCUAAACCUGCAUAUUGAGAAUAGGCAGACCCAGGGCAGCCCAAGCUCCACCCUCACUUUUAAUACGUACCAAACAGGGCAACUUGUCCACCACAAAAAGAGAGACUUGGUCACCCAGGAAAGAGUAGGGACAUCUUGGGAAGCAUAAAUCUCUGAGGGGACUUCUCCAUUCGCAGUUAUCAGCCUUCUAAUUCAUAUCAGUGCAUCUCCCCAGGUGGGAGGCACUAGUAUAAAUUGCACAGAUGUUUCACUGCCAUAUAGCAGAGCUAGACCAGAUAGUGCUACACAUGUAGGAGCCCUGUCUACAUUAGUACUCUCACUGUUGCUGCCCUAGGGAAUUACAUUCUGAUUUUUGCCAAUGUAGACAAGACCUAAGGAUACAUUAAGCUGAAUUCCUGUCUGGCCUCGCCAAUGAUUAGCAAGAACAUACAGAACAUGUAGAGUUAUUUAAAGGGUCUUCUGUAAAAUUCUUGUUUGUUAAAGUCUGCUGGAGAGUUAGCAUAUCACAAAGCUCUGUGCGCGUGUGUGUUCAGGAGGCAGUGUGCGCACAAUGGCAGGGAAAGCACAGUUUGUGUGUCUGUGAGGCAUGAUGGCAGUUUGUGCCUGCUGCUGGUAGCAAGCCUAAAAAGCCUUGGUGCUGCAUUUUCAUCUAUCAAGAAACCUAAGCUGGUGCAGAAUAUGGCGCCUGUUUGCUAACGUGAGCAGUGCAUCUAGUGGCAGCUCAAGUUUCCUGCGCUCCAGGAUCUGCCUGUUGGUUUCUGGGUGGAGUUUAAGGUGUUGGUUUUGGCCUAUAAAGCCCUGACCUGCUUGGAGCUGCCUACCUGAAAGUUAUUGCUGCCCAUGCUGUGCUGCCACUAGCAGUGGCCCUUGAGCUGGACCCUUAUAAAAGGAGUGCACUGUCUGCUAGGGCCCCUUUCCUUCAGAUCACUCACUGGCAAGGUCCUCAGUAGUCCCAACCUGUUGACCUUCCAAGGCAUAUUGCAAAGCUCAUUGGAUGGGAUGGGCACAGGGGUAAGCAGAGGCUGCUAAAACCACGUUCGUCUAGGAGGAAAGUGCACUGGGAUUUUCAGCUAGACAGGCCACACAACGUAGUGGGCCGGGGGUUAGACAAGGUUGGGAAGGAGAAGUGGUGCUGCUCUGGAUGAUGCUUUGUAACUCCCAGGUUAUUGUGUCUGUAAAUGUGUUGUAAGCAUCUCCAGAGCUUUGGAUGGGAACUCUUUUGGCUGGAUUUUCUUUUAAGUCAAAAUAAAUAAAUAUAUAUGCAACCAAAAAUAGUAACUUUAACAUUUUAUAAAGGCAUAGUAGCACCUCUGUGUUAAGAUUAGAUCCAGUUUUUCAUUUGAAGCAAGAUUUCAACCUCUUUGUUUUGUAUGGAGAAUGCAAUGUAUCUCCCCCAAAUUUACGGCUCAUGAAUUGUGGGUAAAGACUGAAUUUUCUGAGCAUUUUCAACUACAUCUGUUUAAGUUAAUUACAAAUUAAUAAUAAUUAAAAUGGAAACUUUGAGAUGU